AUGGAGGACCGGUCAUGCAGAAACAACCUGCACCUCCGAGGAGUUCUUGAGACAGAUCUAUCACUAUAUGUACGAGGCCUCCUCAAUGCAUAUGCUUCCAAAAUCCCAGCAGAUAUGCUCCUAGCGGACAGAGUCCCCAAACCAAGGCAUCUCCCUGACUCUGUGCCACGAGAAGUACUACUCAGUGCACAUUACUGCCAUAUCAAGGAACUGAUCUUUCGUUCAAGCCACACCAAAGCAACCCCGCCAGCAGAAUACACCAAGGUCAAGAUAUCUGCAGACCUUUCAACAGCCACCCUGAGAAGAAGGAAGCCGUUCCGAGAUAACGUUGGGGAUACCCCACAAAAUUGUUAG
This is a messenger RNA of Pelobates cultripes (western spadefoot toad), 354 nucleotides long. NCBI's taxonomy places the organism in Eukaryota, Metazoa, Chordata, Amphibia, Anura, Pelobatidae. The record is from the annotation of a GenBank genome assembly.